Molecule: messenger RNA, 1070 nt
Organism: Vidua chalybeata
Lineage: Eukaryota; Metazoa; Chordata; Aves; Passeriformes; Viduidae
Gene: VOPP1
Product: VOPP1 WW domain binding protein
Exons: 5
Coding region: 220-780 (186 amino acids)
Cellular component (GO): cytoplasmic vesicle membrane
Source: RefSeq, a predicted model, not a curated record
GAUGCGCGGGAGGUGAUUUAUUUUGGGGUUAAUGUCUUUGACGGAACGGGCUUGGCUCCACAGGCAGUGCGCGGUCAGGAGUGCGGGGAAGCUGCGGGGCCGGGCUGGGCGAGACCCGGCGCGGCUGCGGGUGCGGUGGUCACGGGCGUUCGCGGCGGCCGGGCUCGCCGAGUGUCUGGGGUCUUACUGCUGGAGCAGAGGAAGAUUAUCCGCGGUGUGAUGGAGCAGAGUAACACGGGACCCAUACGCAGGGGCACAAGCUGCUGGAAGCUGGCCAUUCCCAGCAGACUGGCAGACUGUCCAGGGGACGCAAAGCCUGCGCCAUGUACAGAGGCCAAAAAGCAUUGCUGGUACUUUGAAGGAUUAUAUCCUACAUAUUAUAUAUGUCGCUCCUAUGAGGAUUGCUGUGGCUCAAGAUGCUGUGUAAGAGCUCUCUCUAUCCAGCGAUUAUGGUAUUUUUGGUUCCUUUUGAUGAUGGGAGUUUUGUUCUGUUGUGGAGCUGGUUUCUUUAUCCGAAGGCGGAUGUAUCCUCCUCCAUUAGUAGAAGAACCUACUUUUAAUGUGUCUUACACCAGACAACCAGUCAACACUACAUCAGGAUCACAACAACCUGGAGUGCCGUAUUACACAGAUCCAGGUGGACCUGUGAUGAAUCCUAUGGCUAUGGCUUUUCACGUCCAGCCCAAUUCCCCACAAGGAAACCCGGUUUACCCACCCCCACCUUCCUAUUGCAACACACCACCUCCCCCAUAUGAGCAGGUGGUGAAAUCCUCCACAUGAGGACUCUGGCUCUCUGACCUGACUGUGUGAGAAGAAGGUGCAAUUGCAAAAUGACCAAGAUGGAGGGCACCUGCCCUUUUGAACACUUGCUAGUUCUCCAAGUCCUCUCUCCUUCCCUUCCCUGCACCUUUCCUCAUUAAAGUUAUUUGCAAAAGGGUGAUUUUAAAUUUUUUUUCUUUUUUUUUUUUUUAGUAGAAGUGGAUUUUUUCUUUUUCUUCAAAAUGAGAGAAGUUGUCUUUGUAAUGAUUUUAAUGGAAACCUAUAUUUAAAACCUGUAUGUCUUUCUCUUU